This is a messenger RNA of Raphanus sativus (radish), 1655 nucleotides long. Its product is annotated as receptor-like protein kinase At3g21340. Gene Ontology annotation, molecular function: ATP binding; protein kinase activity. Lineage: Eukaryota; Viridiplantae; Streptophyta; Magnoliopsida; Brassicales; Brassicaceae. The transcript has 10 exons. Gene Ontology annotation, biological process: protein phosphorylation. The record is from RefSeq and is a predicted model, not a curated record. Bases 253 to 1533 code for a protein of 426 amino acids.
AUCCAAAAUACUUACAAUUUGAGUAGGAUUAGCUGGCAAGGAGAUCCAUGUGCUCCUAUAGAGUUCUUAUGGGAUGGUUUAAACUGUGACAACGCAAAUGCUUCAGAGCCACCUAUAGUCACUUAUUUAAAUUUAUCAUCAAGUCAACUAACGGGGAUCAUCGCGCCUGUCAUUCAAAAUCUAACUAACCUAAAAGAAUUAGACUUGUCAAAUAACAAUUUGACUGGAGGAGUACCGGAGUUUCUUGCUGGCAUGAAAUCACUCUUGCUCAUAAAUUUAAGUGGGAACAAUCUGAAUGGCUCUAUUCCUCAAGUUCUUCUUAAGAAAAAAGGACUAAGACUAAUUCAUGAUGGAAACCCAGAUCUUAUUUGUGCGGAUGAAUUAUGUGCUAACAAAUCCAUUGGUUCCAAGAAAAAGAAUAGUGUAGUACCUAUUGUUGUAUCGGUCGUGGUCCUGGUUGUUCUUGGAUCUGCUUUGGCUUUCUUUUUUGUAUUCAGGAAGAAAAAGACACCAAACAGUGCAGAUCCUAGAACAACCAGAUCUUCAGUACCGGCAAUAAUGACGAAAAACAGAAGAUUUACUUACUCGGAGGUUGUAGCAAUGACAAAUAACUUUGAAAGAAUCCUUGGUAAAGGAGGAUUUGGAAUGGUCUAUCACGGAACUGUAAAUGGUACUGAACAAGUAGCUGUUAAAUUGCUCUCACACUCAUCUUCUCAAGGGUAUAAGGAAUUCAAAGCAGAGGUGGAACUUCUUCUCAGAGUUCACCACAAAAAUUUAGUUCGCCUCGUUGGAUUUUGUGAUGAAGGAGAAAAUCUGGCUCUCAUAUAUGAAUACAUGGCUAACGGAGACUUGAGAGAACAUAUGUCGGGAAAACGAGGGGGGUCUCUUCUGAAUUGGGAAACUAGACUAAAAAUAGUCGUCGAAUCUGCACAAGGUUUGGAAUACUUGCAUAAUGGAUGCAAACCACCUAUGAUUCAUAGGGAUGUCAAAACCACAAACAUAUUAUUGAAUGAACAUUUUCAGGCUAAGUUAGCUGAUUUUGGGCUUUCGAGAUCUUUUCCGGUUGAAGGAGAAACUCAUGUGUCCACGGUUGUUGCUGGAACCCCUGGAUACCUUGAUCCAGAGUAUUAUCGAACAAACUGGUUGAACGAAAAAAGUGAUGUUUAUAGCUUCGGAAUUGUACUAUUAGAGAUCAUCACAAAUCAGCCUGUAAUCAAUCAAAAUCGUGAAAAACCAUACAUUUCAGAAUGGGUUGGGUUAAUGCUUACAGAAGGAGACAUCCAAAACAUUGUGGAUCCAAAACUCCAUGGAAAUUGUGACUCUGGUUCUGUUUGGAGAGUAGUUGAACUAGCAAUGUUGUGUCUAAAUCCUUCUUCUGCUAGAAGACCAACCAUGUCCCAAGUCGUUACCGAAUUAAACGAGUGCUUGGCAUAUGAAAACUCAAGGGAAGGAACGAGCCAAAACAUGAACUCACAGAGUUCUAUAGAAGUGAGAAUGAACUUUGGUAUUGGAACUAUCCCUGAUGCUUGCUAGACAGCAAAAAUGAUAUUUUCUUUGUUCUAUUGGUUUAAUCUUCUUUUUCUUUUUUUUAACUAUUUAAACACUUCUGAAAUGAAUUUGUGUCAUUGAGUAAUAUGAUAUUGUAUUGCAAUCAA